AUCUGGGGCACCACCGCAUCCCCUCCCGGGCAGGCUUGCGGGUGCGGGAAGCGGCGAGGAGCCCCGGGUGCGGGGCGGGCAGCGGAGGCAGCCGCUGGGCUGCGCCUGCAAUCGGGCUCGGGGCUGCGGGACCAACGCGGAGUCGCCUUCAGCCACCGUCAGCCCCGACGCGGGGCCGGGGACCCCCGCAUCCACCGCCCGCUGCCGAGGCUCCGCCACCGUCGCCCGCAAGCACCCAGCCGAGCGAAGCUUCCUUCGCCUCUCCUUCUGGAAUGGAGAUUUCUUCCCACCAGUUCCACCUCUUGCAGCAACUGAAUGAGCAGCGCAGGCAAGAUCUGUUCUGUGACUGCAACAUCCUGGUGGAGGGGAAGGUCUUCAAGGCCCAUCGCAAUGUGCUGUUUGCCAGCAGCGGCUACUUCAAGAUGCUCCUCUCGCAGGGCUCGAAGGAGACCACCCAGCCCACCACGGCCACCUUCCAGGCCUUUUCUCCCGACACCUUUACGGUCAUCCUGGAUUUCGUCUACUCGGGCAAGCUGUCCCUCACGGGGCAGAACGUCAUCGAGGUCAUGUCGGCCGCCAGCUACCUGCAGAUGACCGACGUCAUCAGCGUCUGCAAGACCUUCAUCAAGUCCUCGCUGGACAUCAGCGAGAAGGAGAAGGAUCGUUACUUCAGCCUCUCGGACAAAGAGGUCAACUCCAACGGCGUGGAUCGGUCCUGCUUGUACGGCGCGGGCUGGAGGGCAGAGAGCAGCCCUCCGCGCCCGCACCUCAGUCCGGAGCAAGGGACAUGUAUGAUGGGGGGCAACACCUGGAGCAAUUUCAGCUACUACCCAGCCUCGCAGAGGAACGCCCAGCAGCAGCAGCAGCAGCAGCAGCUGUCCAAACACGAGCAGCGGCAGGACUCGGUGAAGAAGUCUCGGCACCUGGGCUUGCAGCAGCCCUCUGACAUCCCUCACUACAAGUCCAGCAAGCUGGAGGACAGGGCUGCCGAGCCCGCGGGCCACAUGGCGCAGCCCGAAGAGCAGGUGCCCAUUGAAGCAGAGGUUGAGACUCCUCAUGUGGGUUACCAGUACGGCCAAGGGGCAGAGGCCAUGCCCAGGGGCUUGGCCGUGUCGCAGCAGGAGCACGAAUCGCCUCGCUCGUCUGGCAAGGCCAAACCUGCCAAGCCAGAGGAGCAGUACGGGAGCAUGCCCUCCAUCCUGGGGGUGAUGGGCAACUGGGCUGAAGAUGACCUGCCCAGGAUGAGGUUCAAGUGCCCCUUCUGCACCCACGUGGUGAAGAGAAAGGCAGACCUGAAGCGUCACCUGCGCUGCCACACGGGAGAGAGGCCCUACCCCUGCGAGGCCUGCGGGAAGCGCUUCAGCCGCCUGGACCACCUCAGCAGCCACUUCCGAACGAUCCACCAGGCCUGCAAGCCCAUCUGCAGGAAGUGCAAGCGCCAUGUGACCGAGCUGACGGGACAGGUGGUGCAGGAGGGCACCAGGCGCUACAGACUCUGCAACGAGUGCCUGGCCGAGGCGGGCAUAGACAGCAUCCGCAUUGACUUGGAGGCUGAGGCGCCCCUGGAGUUCCCCCAGGAAGGGGACAAAGACUCCAGGUGGCACUAUGGGGAAGACAACAAAUCCGACGUGGAGAUCGUGGAGGAUGGCUCCACCGACUUGGUCAUCCAGCAGGUGGAUGACAGCGAGGAUGAAGCAGAGGAAAAGGAAGUGAAGCCAAACAUUAGGUAGCUGGGAGACGGCGCUCAGGAGUGAGUGGCAGAGGGAGAAAUGUACUGUCCUUGACCGUCAGCCCUCCGCCAGCCUGCUCACCCUGGAGAGCCAGGCUGGGUCCUCUUGGACAGGUCCAGAUUUGCAUGGGUUUUUUUUUAAUGGAUGUGCCAUGGAGUCCAGUCUGAGUUUGGUUUGGGGGUUUUCAUUUUUGUUGUCAUCAGAAUACCCAUCCCUGGCUUCUUUAGGAAGGGAUCCGCCCUUGAGACAAUGCAGGAACGAAGAGACUGAAGUGCUGCAAGGAGAAUGUUUUAUAGUAGUCCCUGAGUCGCUUCUCAGAACCUCUUUCCAAGGGGGUUGAGGUCUAAAUGCUUCACAAGUCACACACAGUACUGUAAAGGGCCCAGGUCUGAAGCUGCAGAGAUGUGGGGUUGUGUGUAAUGCCAUCUGGGGAGGAUCAUAGGAUCAAGCAGGUUGGAAGAGAGCUCCAAGCUCAGCCAGCCCAGCCUAGCACCCAGCCCUGCCCAACUAACCAGACCAUGGCACUAAGUGCCCCAGCCAGGCUUGGCUUCAACACCUCCAGCCACAGCCACUCCACCACCUCCCUGGGCAGCCCAUUCCAAUGCCAAUCACUCUCUCUGCCAACAACUUCCUCCUAACAUCCAGCCUCAACCUGCCCUGGCACAGCUUUAGACUCUCUCUCCUUGUUCUGUUGCUGCUUGCCUGGCAGCAGAGCCCAACCCCACCUGGCUACAGCCUCCCUGCAGGCAGCUGCAGACAGCAAUGAGCUCUGCCCUGAGCCUCCUCUGCUGCAGGCUGCACCCCCCCAGCUCCCUCAGCCUCUCCUCACAGGGCUCUGCUCCAGCCCCUCUACAGCCUUGCUGCCCUUUGUGGCAUUGCCCAGAAAUAGGAAUAGCUUCUCCCACAUCUGUAUAUAAAGUAAACUUCUCUUCAGUGUUUAGAAAUGAAGAGAAUACCCCAUGAAAAUUCAUGGCAUCUUAGAAUGCCAGGUUGGAAGAGACUCCCUCCAAAAGAUUAUCUGGGCUAACCUUAACCUUCCUGAUAUCAUCAUAUUAGGAUAAGGGUGGGGGGGUGGAAGGGCAGCUAAUGAAGGAGAAGCAUCAAAAAUGCAUCUGGGAAAAGAACCAUUUCCUGGUGAAAUGGGUUAGAGUAAGGAGAAUACUGAGCAGGUCUUCCAAGGCUUCAAGGAUCAGGGGGCUGCAGCACCUCUGCUCCCAGGACAGGCUGAGGGAGCUGGGGUUGUU
Pogoniulus pusillus (Red-fronted tinkerbird) is the source of this 2974-nucleotide messenger RNA. RefSeq names its product zinc finger and BTB domain containing 8A (gene ZBTB8A). The record is from RefSeq and is a predicted model, not a curated record. Bases 273 to 1730 code for a protein of 485 amino acids. Lineage: Eukaryota; Metazoa; Chordata; Aves; Piciformes; Lybiidae. Gene Ontology annotation, biological process: regulation of transcription by RNA polymerase II. The transcript has 5 exons. Gene Ontology annotation, molecular function: protein binding; DNA-binding transcription factor activity, RNA polymerase II-specific; RNA polymerase II cis-regulatory region sequence-specific DNA binding.